AUGUCGGAAACAAUGUUUGAUGCUCGUGCGUAUUGUAAAAUCAUGCUGCACGCAGCGAAGUAUCCGCAUUUAGCUGUAAACGGAUUACUUUUGGCAGAAAAUGGUAAGCCAAACGUGAUUGUUGAUGUGGUACCUCUGUUUCAUCAAUGCCUUCAUGUGUCACCCAUGGCUGAAGUAGCGAUGGUUCAGGUCGAAGUUAAAGCAUCCCAAAAAGGACAACUGAUUGUUGGAUAUUACGUGGGAUGCGAGAAUUUCUACGACAACCGAUUUGAGCGGGCACCGGGUAUACGGAUUGCGGAUAAAAUAGCCGAACAUUGUUCCGAUGCUUGUGUUGCAGUUAUCGAUAACCGUGCUAUUUCGAUUAAUAUGCGCUAUCCAGCAUUAAGGAUUUGGCAAUAUCGAGACAAUCGCUGGCUGAAAGCAAAAUGUGUCGUAGAAAAUGAUCACGUUACUUUUGAUGCUGUAUCCUGCUUGUUACAGCGUGGCGCUGCAAAGGAAUUGCAUGACUAUGAUAAUUACCUGGACAACACGCAAAACGAUUGGAAUAACGUGCAUUUUAACGGAGAUUUGAAGCAAAUUCUUUCCAUGUUUUAA
Molecule: messenger RNA, 594 nt
Organism: Anopheles marshallii
Lineage: Eukaryota; Metazoa; Arthropoda; Insecta; Diptera; Culicidae
Gene: EMC8-9
Product: ER membrane protein complex subunit 8/9 homolog
Exons: 2
Coding region: 1-594 (197 amino acids)
Cellular component (GO): EMC complex
Source: RefSeq, a predicted model, not a curated record